AUGACCUGCCAGGCCUUCAGCAGUACGGACUCUUUCACUACGCUGAGUGGAGACUCUGCCCUGCCACUGCUCAUGCACCACCCUGGAGCUGCUGACUGCCUACCCGUCACUAGCCACACCACCAACAUGGUGCAGCCAGUUCCCUCGGGUCUGCCCCUCGUCCAGUCGUCCAAGCGCUCUCACAUGCAUCUGUCUACGUCUGCCCUCAGCAACGCAUCGGCCGGCCUGCACUACUCAAUGCCCCCAUGUCACUAUAGCAACCAGCAGACCACCUACGGCAUGAUGGCAGGUGCCUUGGCUCCAUGCCUGUAUAAGUUCCCUGAGCAUGGUCUGGGUGGGGGCUCGUGUACUCUGUCCCACAGCUUCCCCCCAUUGCCCCAGGCCCUUUUCACAGACGAACCCAGCCUAGGGGAUAUAAAGCAGGAGCUGCGCAGGAAGAGCCGCCCCCCGGAGGAGCCCCCCGACAUGGAUUCACCCCAGAUCCGUGAGCUGGAGAAGUUUGCCAAUGACUUCAAGCUGAGGAGGAUCAAACUGGGUUACACUCAGACUAAUGUUGGAGAGGCUCUGGCAGCUGUGCAUGGCUCUGAGUUCAGUCAGACCACCAUCUGCCGCUUUGAGAACCUGCAGCUAAGUUUCAAGAAUGCGUGCAAGCUCAAGUCCAUCCUGGCUAAGUGGCUGGAAGAGGCUGAGCAGGCUGGAGCUCUGUUUAAUGAGAAAAUGGGGAUGCAGGAGCGGAAACGGAAACGAAGAACAACCAUCAGUCUGGGGGCUAAGGAAGCACUGGAGAGGAACUUUGUGGAGAAGAGUAAGCCGUCGUCACAGGAGAUUGUGCGCAUGGCGGAGGGGCUUCACUUAGAGAAGGAAGUGGUUCGGGUUUGGUUCUGCAAUCGCAGACAGAGAGAGAAGAGAGUGAAAACCAGUCUACACCACAGCUCACUCAUGGCCAAGGAAACUCCAGCCUGCAGGUAGACCUGCUACAUGUUCAUUUAAAGGCUGUUCUGCUCAGGCCCAAGUACGUCUUCAAACCACAGACAAUCCAAGCAAUGUCACUGACAAUAAGGUUGGACUAAUAAGUUCUCGUUCACCAGCAGGAGCGUGUGUUGUACUGUGUGUUGUAUGUAUAAAAAAAGUAAUACAAUGUAAGCUGUAAAAGAUUUUAAUAUGACUAUCAUAACAUUUUCGUAUCAUUUAUUUUUCUGAAGGAGUUCUCCUUUUUCAUUCUGAGUGCUACUUAUCUUACUAAGAAAUCUUUUUUAUUCCACCAAAUGCCUGAAAAAUAAUUUUUUAAAUGAAUGUUCAAAUGUUAUUUGAGGUAAUAUAUUCAGAUCAGAACAUUUUGGAAUAAAACAUAAUUUAAAUGUAAUAUAUUGAUUCACAAUAAAGCAAAAUUGUGAAAAAUUGUUUUGUCAUUGUAUAGUCACUGUAGCAAACAAAAGAAAAUCAUUUAAAAAAAACUGUUGUGAGGUUUGGUCAUAACACUCUCCUUAUCACCUUUAACAAACACAAAAUAAAUACAGAAGCACAGAUGGUGGCAUUGUCAUUGCAGAAAAUAGAAAGGGAUAAAUGUGUGGUAGUCAGUGGAAUUCAGUACUUUAUACAGAACAAUCACACCUGCAAGUCUAACAACCACAUGGUACAGGAAAGGAGAGCAAGCAAACGCACGCAACAAAGUUGUGGAGGGACGUUUGUAUCCCAAACGUAGGAGGCAAAUGCUAAUUUACUACUCCAGGUGUGUGGCACAUGCUGCUCUGCCCUGUCCCUGCUGGGUUUUACUGUGGAAUAUUUAUUGUAUCACUCUAGUCCUGAGUGUAGGAAUACA
Molecule: messenger RNA, 1819 nt
Organism: Colossoma macropomum (tambaqui)
Lineage: Eukaryota; Metazoa; Chordata; Actinopteri; Characiformes; Serrasalmidae
Gene: pou1f1
Product: POU class 1 homeobox 1
Exons: 6
Coding region: 1-969 (322 amino acids)
Biological process (GO): regulation of transcription by RNA polymerase II
Molecular function (GO): RNA polymerase II cis-regulatory region sequence-specific DNA binding; DNA-binding transcription factor activity, RNA polymerase II-specific
Source: RefSeq, a predicted model, not a curated record